ACAUAAAUACAGGGGGUGUAUUCGGGAAUAAAAAAAGAAGGGAGAAGACUGAAUUAUAAAACCCUAGCCAGUAUUUAUCUUCGAGAAUUCCCCGCAUCUGUUAAACCUUUGGCACGGAGACUGUUCGUAGUUGGCCCUCGUCUCUGUCAGGCUAAACAGUGGAUUGAACGAUAAGCGAAAAUGUAUCUCCAGUUCUACAUAAACGAGAAUGGUGACAAAGUUUAUACCACUAAGAAAGAAUCGCCACUGGGACUGGCCACACAAUCAGCUCAUCCAGCCCGUUUCUCCCCUGAUGACAAAUACUCAAGGCAAAGAGUUCUUCUGAAGAAGCGUUUUGGAUUGUUGCCGACCCAGCAGGCACCUCAAAAGUAUUGAUUCAGCCGAUAAACUGUCCUGUUUUGAAGCUUCUUGCAUGAAAAAAUGUUCUGGUUUGCCAUGAUUUAGUUUUUGGAUGGUUGAACUAAUGUUGAUGUAGUUUCUCUGCAACCUUGUCAUCAACUUUAAAUGUUUCGUGAUGUUUAAAAACUUGCUUCCAGACAUUUGAAUUCAAUUAUAGUGAGGGAUGAGGGAGGAUGAUUGUGUUAAAAGCUCCUUUGUUCGUUG
Molecule: messenger RNA, 603 nt
Organism: Carya illinoinensis
Lineage: Eukaryota; Viridiplantae; Streptophyta; Magnoliopsida; Fagales; Juglandaceae
Product: H/ACA ribonucleoprotein complex subunit 3-like protein
Exons: 4
Coding region: 181-375 (64 amino acids)
Biological process (GO): positive regulation of telomerase RNA localization to Cajal body; snRNA pseudouridine synthesis; rRNA pseudouridine synthesis
Cellular component (GO): box H/ACA telomerase RNP complex; box H/ACA snoRNP complex
Molecular function (GO): telomerase RNA binding; box H/ACA snoRNA binding
Source: RefSeq, a predicted model, not a curated record